AUGGAAAUAGUAAGCAUUGAACUUUUAUCACAGAAUACGAGUUCAACUACAGAAGAUAAUUCUCCACAAAUAACGAAUAAUAUGUCUAAUUCAAAUCAACUUUGGUGUAAUAUAUGUCAACGACAAUUCCGUUCUACAAGUACAUUAUAUCAACAUGGAAAACGUUUAUCACAUUUAAAACGAGCGAUGAAAAUUUCAUCAUCUCGUUGUACAACAAUCACAAAUGGAAAAAUUACAAGUUGUAUACAAAGAAGUAAACCUUUAUAUACUCCAAUACCAAUUAUUCGUAUACCAUCACCUCCUAAUCCUUCUUCUUCUCUAUCACAAAUUGAAACAAAUCCAACAAAUCAAAUUAUUAUCCGUAAAAAACGACAUGAAGAAUCUAAUACUAUCAGUUAUAAAUGUGAUUUAUGUGGUUGUCGAUGUUGGUCUAUACGCAAUAUGCAUCGUCAUAUACGUCUUCAUGCUGAUGUUCGUCCUUAUACUUGUAAUAUAUGUCAAUUGAAAUUUAAAUCACAUAGUAAUUUAAUGAAACAUUUUAAAACUAGUCGUCAUCAACAGAAAAAAGAAAAUAAUGAAAAAAAUUGGUCAAUUGAUUCACAAGCCGUACAAGAACAAAAUAAAUUAAUUAAUCAAAUUUUAAUCAUUGAUGAUAAUGAACCCGAAGAAAAAUUAGAUGCAAUUUCUAAUGAAUCAUCAUCUUCCAUAGAUGAAUCAAAUAAUUUACUUGAAGAUUUACAUAUACCUGAUAGUCGUUUAAUUGAUGGUGAUGCUGCUGAACUUGCUCUAAUAGAUCCAAAUACAUUUGAAGAAUUACAUAAAGCAGCUGAAUGUUUACUUAAUUUACAAGGUGUUUUCUAUUUUGGUGAAGAUGAAAAUGGAACUGAAAGAUCCAAUUCUCUUCUAACAACUUAA
Molecule: messenger RNA, 915 nt
Organism: Adineta steineri
Lineage: Eukaryota; Metazoa; Rotifera; Eurotatoria; Adinetida; Adinetidae
Source: the annotation of a GenBank genome assembly